AGUAUAGUUAUCAUAGUACUGUACGUUCUACGAAAUGACGACAGAACUGUAUUUUAAAUCGUCACCAUAUUUCGUAUUGUAACAAUGCUGCCGCGGACACGUGGUUAAUUGUUUACCAAUGACAGGAUUGUCUGAAUCAGCAGAUUUUCCUGUUAAUCACAUCCCACUCGUGGUGCACACGAAUUCUGACCUAGAUGCGAAUCUUCUUACUACUCAAGAAAUAACGACAGAACUGUAUUUUGAACCGUCACAAUUUUCCGUAGUAUUGUAUUGAGAGAAUAUAUCCCGUCCGAUACAGGUACAACUUAGAGCGACUGAAUUCUACAACUCAUUAUUCCAUUCUCCAUUAAAACAAAUCUUGUCUUGACAACUCUUAAUCCCAAAAGUAAACCACAUUUAAGCUUCUUAGUUAUUAGACAGAUCCACUACUUUUAAGACGAACCACUUAUAUUUACAACUUUAUUCUACUCAGAGAAUAAGUUCAGUUCUCCAAUGCUUAGAAAGGAAAACUUUAUCUAAGCGGUGUAUAAUAGGCUAUUUGAUUAAGGAGAUGAAAAAUGUACGUCAUGGACAAUGAAAAACGCAUCAACAUAACGUGUACUCAAUUGUUAAUCAGGUAAUAAAAUUUGAUGAUUUUUAGACUCUUAUUUUUUAAGAUAGAUCAAACUCUGAGUAUUCUUUCAACAGGGAAUUACGAAAAUUGAUAUUUACAUAAUAUUGCCGAUAUUAAAAAGUUUAAAAACUAACUACUAUUCAAUUUAAGUAAAAAAAAAAAGAAACAUCUUCAUUUUUCAUCAUCACACGAUGAUGAUCAAUUGAUGAUCAAGAAAUAAAGAACUCCUAAUUGUAAAACAGCUAAACUCAUGUAUGUUUGACAUACAAUCCACAAUAUUUGCUAUACAAUGCAGUUUAAAACCCUAUAAAUAUUGUACUCUUCUAUCCUCAUGUCUGAGACGUUUUAAACCCCUAAUUUUGGACAAGACAGAUGUUAAAACAUAGAUAUAUUUUAUAUCUCGGUCACCUUAAUUUAUAAGUCGAUGAACAUAUUAAUGACAAUGUUAGAGAUUGUAUAUAUUUGAAGUUUCACAUAUUUAAAACUUGAUAUUAAGAUUAAUUGAAGAUCGGAUAAUUUCAAUCUUAAAGAUACUUAACUCCUAAUUUUGACCAAUCAUGCUGUUGAAAACAUUUUGUUUGAAAUAUCUCUUCUAAAGCGAUGUAAGUCAUAAGUCAUUAAAUACUAAAACGCGCAUGUCAUAGACUCUUUAAAAAUAAUACUGAAACAAAUGUGACCAUUCGUAUACCUAUAUUAUUUAUCAUAUACAUUGGCUACAGAAAAAAAAAUCGUAGAAUAAAGGCGUUUUGGAUUAUAAUUAUUCAUAAUUAAACUUUAAUAAUCUGUAUAUUUUUGAUCGUCAGAGACGAACGUACAUGUGACCGUUUAUGAUUGUCCGAAGACCAAUGAACCAAUUUUAAUGCAACUCUUUACUUUUAUAAACAAAAUGAGGAAAAGGCGUUAACAUGUGACGUCACCAUACGGCCCAUUGAUGUUGUGUAUUGAUUUGUGAAAAGGAAUCCCUAAUAAAAUCAAUUGAAUUAGACACAAAACAUGAUUUGAUUUUGAAAAUUGAUUUCAAAAAUCAAUUAUAAGCGUUGAUGUCAAUAUUUUUGAGCUUCAAAGAGAUAUGAAUACAAUUAUGUUUUCAAUGUAUUGUAAGAAUCCGCUACGCAGAUUUAUAAAGGGCGCGAAGAAGUAAAAAAAAACAAAAAAAACAACAAACAAACAAACAAAAACAUCAUUAUGAAAUUAAAAAAAAAAUACAUCAAUGCUUGAAAGAGUCUAAAGCGUUUCCACAUUUACGCCGAAAACUGGUGACAUCACAAUUUCUCUGUUACGCUGUUUACCAUUACCCUUCUUAAGCCUAAACAACCUGAAUUGUCUUUAUUAGGAUAAAGGUGAUUAAUUGGUCUGUUCUGAGCACACCUGAUCAGACGAAACGAUGAAUUUAUGACAUGUUUUACAACAUGUACUUCAAAUAGCUACUAAAGUAUAAACGACUGAGCGGAGAUUGACGUUUGUCUGAAUCAUACUUAGGGGCAAAGAAACCGAUUCCAUCUCAUCUGCCCCAAAGGACCAAGUGAACUAUUUUAAUCAAUCUUGGUCUGAAGCAUUCUAAGGUGAAGGAGAAUUUUAUAUAAAAUAUAAGUCAAGUAGCCGAUGUGCGUAGAGGAUAUGACACAAUAGGUGAAGUAAAGCAACCAUUGCUAUAGGAAUCAUUUCUUCUUCUGUAGGAACGAAAGGGGUUUGUUAAGCUUUCAUCUAAAGCAAACUUCGUUGACGGAAAACCGACUUUGUAUUAUGUGUGGGACUUGCCCCCCUAAGGGUCUAGUGAAAGAAGAGUGGUAUUUUUUUCAAAGCUCUUCUUCUAUAGGAAGUUGUUUAUAUUUGGUCUUAAGGAUCAUUGAGGUUUGCAUAAUUGGUGGAUCUCACCCCCUAGGGACUUGAGGGGCAGGUUCAAUAAGGGAAUUAUUGCAAAUUAUUUAAGCAUUUCUUCUUCGAUAUGAAAUUGUGCAUCUUUUGUCUGAAACAUCAUUGAAUUUUUUUAACGUUUUGUAUAACUGGUGGGUAUAUCCCUUAAGAGCCAGAAGGACGGGCUCAAUAAGGCAAGAAUAGCAAAUUCUUUUAUUGUUUAUUAAGUUUUUAUUAUUGCAGUAACUUGUUCAUAUUUGAUCUGAAGGUUCAUUGACUUUUGUAUAAUCGGUCGAUCUCAAUCCUAGGGGGCUAAGGAGCGGGUUCAAUAAAGAAAGAGUGGCAAAUUAUUGUGCAUAUUUGGUCUGAAGGAUAAUUGAAUUUGGUACAAUUAAAAUUUCGAAGGGAACAAAUUAUUUAUUCGAAAUUGCCAUAAUGCCUAAUACAUAGUUCACACCAACGGCGCUUUGAUGGCGCUUUAAAGCGGCGUGUAAAGCGGCACCAAAGCGUAACAAAGCUUGAUUAAAGCGUCAGGGUCGUAAUAGAUCGUGGGAAAGCUUGGAGUAAAGUUGGACAUUCGGCUAGAGCGCCAAAAAAUUUUAAACUGUCUAAAAAUUUUGCGCGCUCUGUCACGAAUCGAUUAAAGCGCCGAGAGCGUAUCAAAGCUUAACAAAGCAUAACAAAGCUCAGCAAAGCUUGACUCAAAGCGUAGGAAAGCUUGACAGAGCUUGGUUCAAAGCGGGGACCCCAGUCUUCACGGUCUGUCACCACUUGACACGCUUCGUUAAGAUUUCUCAAGAUUUGCUACGAUCUGGCAUGAAGAUCAGACACGCUUUGUUACGCUUUGUUACGUUUUCAUGAAGGACUCUCACGCUUUCCCACGAAUUGAGACGCUUUGACCAAGAAUUGACACGUUGUGUUAGGCUUUGUUACGCUUGGCAAGCUUCCUCACGCUCUUUCACGCUCUCCUACGAUACCCCCGCUCUGUCUCCAUCCCUAUAAAUAGCGCUGCGACUUGAGUACCACUCAUUGCAUUGUUUCCAAAGGAAGAAGAAGUAUCCUGAACCUGAAAAACUACUAAAAACACAAAGAUGGGACCAAAGAGAGGUAGAGGUGCAGCAAAGAAGAGCAAGAGAGGGACAGGCAGAGGCCAGGUUACUGAAAGGCCGAGGUCUCCAACACCACCGCCGGCAGAAUAUGAAGCCAUGCUGGUUUCAGAGCCAGAGCAGCUACAGCCUCACCCUGCAGGGGAUGAUCUCCCAACCAUCACACCAGUGCCAGCAGCAGCCGCCCGCAAAAAACGUACGAACAAACCCUACUACUAUGCAACACUAACAGAGGCGCAAAAAGAAGAGGUCAUUGACUGGCUUAAAGACAAUCCCUCCAUCUACUCAAAGAGGAUGACAGAUUAUAAAGACCCGCAGAACAAAGAGAAGCUAUGGGAGGACAAAGCUGCUGACAUGGGUGUUGAGGUGGCAGCCCUCAAAACUUUUUACAAGUCCAACCGUACCUAGAUGAGCCGCCUAAAGAGGACUCUUGG
Molecule: messenger RNA, 4007 nt
Organism: Pecten maximus
Lineage: Eukaryota; Metazoa; Mollusca; Bivalvia; Pectinida; Pectinidae
Exons: 1
Coding region: 3559-3981 (140 amino acids)
Source: RefSeq, a predicted model, not a curated record